AGUAGAACAGCAGGUUUCACCUUCGCAGACAUGGAGACCGCUCUACUGAGUUAUUUUUAUCUGUUGCUGUCGGUGGUCAUCUGUAAGGGGUUCAAUGUCCAUGGUCCAUCUGAUCCUCUCAAUGUCCAGCUGGGAGGCUCAGUGAUGCUGCCCUGCUUUGUAGACACUCCUCUACCAAUGGAAGAACUGGAAGUGGAGUGGAAAAGAAAUGACUCUGAAACUCUAGUGCACUUGUGGCAGGAUGGAGAGAGUCGGCCAGAGUCUCAAAACCAGCGUUAUCAGGAAAGAGCUCAUUUCUUCAUUGAGGAGAUUGUGAAUGGAAACUUCUCUCUCUUCCUUACAAAUGUGACCCGGGAAGAUGUAGGAGUUUAUAAGUGUGUCGUUUACACAAAAGUGGACUCUACUGAAACUCUGAUUGAAAUAAAGAACAUUGGGCGCUUGGUUGUGUCUGGAGCCCACGUUAUAUCGGCGUAUGCAGGUGAAGAUAUCAAUCUGAAUUGCUCUGUAGACUCACAUAUCCCACCAGAAAAUAUAGAAGAAGUGUCAUGGAAGAAAAUGGAUGAACAUAUCUUAGUGUUGCUCUAUCAAGAGGGUGAGGUCCUGGUAGAUUCGUCCCAUGAGAGAUACAAAGACAGAGUAGAAUUUACUGAAGAAAUAAACAAAGGAAACUUCUCAUUGAGACUGAAGGAUGUCCGAACUGAGGACAAAGGGCGGUAUAUGUGUUUAGCAUUCUCUGGGGAAUUGUCAGAUAACACAACAGUGGAAGUGCAGCCGCUGGGUUUUUCCUCUAUGCAUAUUGGAAUUUUUCUUUUAUGUAUAUUUGGAUUUGUAAUUGGAUCACUUAUCCUAGGCUACCAAUCUUAUGCACAUUUUAAAAACAAUGAUGACAGCAAAAGAGCCCUCGCUAUAGAGUGUGCACAUGUCCUUUGUCCUAAUAUUACUAUGUUCAUAGUCUUCAUCCUUUGGGGUGUUACUGAGGGGUCCUUUACUGAAGCAGCAACUUGUUCAGCACUUAAUUUUGCUAGGAUCUUUUUCCUGCUUUGGAUUGCUGUCCAUUUCAAAAGAUUUCAAGAUCGUCUUCACCUAUUAAUCAAAAGCUUGGCAAUUCUACUACAAUAUACUGUGAUCACUGUUGUUGUGUAUUCACUUAUUAUUGUGGAUGUCUGGUAUAAAAGAAACACUAAUAGGAAAAUAUGGAUUCUGGUGCUUUCGGUACUGGAGCUACUUCUGAUUCUUCUUGGUGUUAUUAUUAUAGUAUCCUGUGGAACGACUCACCAGAAACAAACUGGCAUCAUUUCUGUGAUAGAAAUCAGCAAUAUCAUAAGAAUAUCAUUUAUUGUAUUGAUAUAUAGACUUCAUCUAAGCAAUUUUAUUGUGGCUGGAUUUCCAAUUUUGGCAGUUGUUUGUUUUUUGUUUCUUGCUUUGUGGAAACGUCAGUUUUUAAUCUGUAUAUCAGUGCUGAUGAUCCUGGAGGUUCUAAGUGCAUCAGGGUCGAUCUACAUCCAUUAUAACUUGAAUAAUAUGAAAGAACAUGACGCAUUGACGUGUGUGAUUGCAUUCCUCCACAUCUUGACUGUGAUGACACUGUUUGCGAGUCUAAAGGGUCUAACAGAAUCGGGCUCCAGAAACACUAGGACACAACGACAAUCCAACUCCACAAACACGAGUACACAGCGACCUUUAUCCUAUUUGGUUGUGUACAUUUUUGGUACAGCGUUGGUUGUUUUUGUAAACGUUGUUGCGUUAUUAGUAGAGCUGAUCCUAAAAGCACGAAAUGGUCAGCGUACAGUGGAUCUGCGAGUUAUUCUCCUACCAGCUGAAUGUGUCUUUGCCAUGUGCUGCCUUGCUUUACAAAUUUCUGUUUUCUGGAAGGAGAACAGAGAAAGAUUUAGAAAAGACAUAGACAGGCUGUGUGGGUGUAAACAGACACAGAGGAACUCACCUUCACACAAUCAUGAAUGUGAACUCGAGGAUCUGGCUCCUGAAUCUCAGCCCUCAGGGUCUUAGCAGGUGACAACAACAACAAAUACCCACAAGAUUGUGCCAGAUGUGAGUAAUGAAAUGCACAAGAUUUGGAAAGUUAAUCAUCAGGAAGUGUGACUGCCUCAAUAAUAGCAGAACUUUUGGCAGCUUGGUGUCCUGGAUCAUUCAGGUGUGUGUCUAUAUCAUGCUAAGAAGAGAAAACACCAGCUUCAACCUGAAUAGACUGAAUAGGGUUAGAUCACCUUAAGAUUUGUUGUAAAGAUACUUGAAAUGUGUUAUAUUUUUACAUUUGUUUAUUUAUUUAUAUAAUUCUUUGUGUGAUGCCCUUCCUGUAGAAUAGUUUUAUUAUCCAACUGCCUGGUAUUCUGACUGGAUUUAUUAAUUCAUUACCUAUUUUGAGACAAAUUGCAGAAUAAAUACAGACUAGACCGGACAAUUCCCCGGGGGAAAUUGUGUGAGGACGCAGUGCGCGAAGCAAUUCGGUCACGCAUGUUCGCUGGCCGUGAAUGUGUGACCUGCAAUGAUGUUUCAAUGCAAUGAUUGUGUGUGUGCUUGAGACAGCAGCCAUCAUGAAGAAGAGCUUUUCAAGAGUAUAACCAAAGUGACUACAGGUGGAAAUUAGCAUGUACUGCUAUAAGCUGGGACAGACAUCUGUCCUUACCACAAGGAUAAUGUUUAAUUUGUGCACUGUCCCUUUUAAAAAUAAAAUAAACUCUAAACUCUAAGAA
Neoarius graeffei (lesser salmon catfish) is the source of this 2711-nucleotide messenger RNA. RefSeq lists its product as uncharacterized. Gene Ontology annotation, cellular component: external side of plasma membrane. Lineage: Eukaryota; Metazoa; Chordata; Actinopteri; Siluriformes; Ariidae. Gene Ontology annotation, biological process: T cell costimulation; positive regulation of T cell proliferation; cell surface receptor signaling pathway. Bases 31 to 2007 code for a protein of 658 amino acids. The transcript has 20 exons. The record is from RefSeq and is a predicted model, not a curated record.